This is a messenger RNA of Haliotis rufescens (red abalone), 2048 nucleotides long. RefSeq names its product 2'-5'-oligoadenylate synthase 1-like. Bases 239 to 1600 code for a protein of 453 amino acids. NCBI's taxonomy places the organism in Eukaryota, Metazoa, Mollusca, Gastropoda, Lepetellida, Haliotidae. Gene Ontology annotation, molecular function: double-stranded RNA binding; 2'-5'-oligoadenylate synthetase activity. The record is from RefSeq and is a predicted model, not a curated record. The transcript is spliced from 9 exons. Gene Ontology annotation, cellular component: cytosol; membrane; nucleoplasm. Gene Ontology annotation, biological process: regulation of ribonuclease activity.
UAUGGUUUGGUCGCCGAGGUUGCGAAAAUUAAUAAGAAUUAUCUCAGACUUCGAUUACCGUUAAAACAGACGAUGUCGGGGUAGAUUACACUCGUUCUAAACAGAGCGGAGAAACAGCACCCGAAGAAAAUAUAUUAUCACAAGAACGAUCGAAUCAUACGGAAACAACCGAUGUGUUAGCGUUAGGCUAUUAACAGAACGGGUUUUUCCAAGUGUCACUUUGAAGCGUGGCUGUAAAAUGGCAGACAAUCCUUACGGUGAUGGAGGGACGAAGGAGUGGGACUUCAGUAACCGUGGUAACUCAAGGGUUGACAGCUCAAGGUCGAGGGGUGUUAACACAAGGUCAAGUUUUGACAACAUGAAGUCAAUGGCAGACAAUAGCGCUAUUGCUCAGUUGGAUAAGAUGGUCACAGACCAAGGGAGACAACUCCAUGACAUGGUGACUAAGGUGAGGCAGGAGAGGGUAAUGGCUGAUAGAGUGUUGCAGGAGAAGAACAAAGAGAUUGAGCAGAAGGAUGAAGAGAUCCAGCAACUGAGAGAUGAGCUGGCAUUGAUGAAGAAGAAGUUUGAAGAAGUCAGUGGUAGCAGAGGCGGCAGCACGUCUCGUGGUGCUGUGGGUGCAGUUGGUGUUGGCGCUGCCGUGAGCGUGACUCUGUCACGCCCUCGGACCAAGGCCCUCCUGAUGCCUGGCAUGCAAGCUGGAGACACACUCUACAAGUUCAUUGAUCGGGAUAUCCGACCAAACCAAAAAUUCAAUUCUCAGUGCCUGAAAAUCAUUGACAAACUUGUUCGCUCUCUGCAGGCAAAAACAAGCCCCUUCAACAUAAAGCGAAUAGUGAAGGGUGGCUCCUUGGGCAAGGGGACUUCUGUGAAAGAUAAGUCUGACAUUGACCUGAUCAUCUUCUUCAAUGGCUACAGUACUGUCCAGGAUCUUCAGCUUGACAAGGCGAGGUUGCUGCAGCAGCUGGAGGAGUAUGUCAAGAAAGACUGGUCUGAACAUCUCCUUUUCAAAGGGAAGACACCCUUUUCUCUUCAGUUCUAUCUGAAGAUCGAUGAUGAUGACAAGGAGCAUGAGGUGGACCUUCUGCCUGCGCUGGACAUCACCCAGAGUGGACGUCAACUGUCCGAGAUCUACAGUGAGAUGAAAGGUCUGUCAAGACCAGAGCGAGACCCGUACGCCUGUUGUGUGUCACCCCUACAGUUGGAGUUUGUCUCGGCCACAAACCGAGUGUCCACCCCCGGCAAGGUCAAGGACUUGAUCAGACUCCUCAAGUAUUGGAUCAAGGUUGAGGACGUCCCACUGCGGUCCUACUUCCUGGAGCUGCUGGUGGUCCGGCAGUGGAGGGAGGCGGGCACCCCCCAGGACAUCGACCUCGAAGGCUGUUUGAGGGAUGUCAUCAAACAGCUGAUAGACUGUAAAACCAUGGCCAUUGCUUUCAGUGACCACUAUGAUUACAAGGAUUACAGAAAAAAACUGGAGCCCCCUUUCCUGCUGGACCCAGCUAACCCAUUCCGGAAUGUGGCACCAGUUAGCAAGCGGGAAGUUGAGAUGACGGCGCGAAAAGCAGCAACUCUCCUGAAGAGAUGGGAGGAGGCAUGAGGCUGACUAACAGUGCAUCUUACUUGCAACAACCAUCACACAUGAUUGCUGAUAUUUGAUUACUGGAGAUUGUAAUGUAUAGAAGCCACACCAUUACAUCCAGAGAACAUGAUGCAUGUCAUGAGAGAUAUUAAAUCUUGACUGUCACGUACAUCUGAGUGAGUGAGUGAGUAUGGUCUUACACUGCUUUUAGCAAUUCCAGCAAUAUCACAGCAGGGACACCAGAAAUGUCGGGAAUCGGAACCCCGUUCAUCUGAGCCCCAACUAUUGGGGGGGGGGGGGUGGUGGGGUAGUAUUUCAUUUGAGCAAUACAGUGCAUUUCAAUAUAUGGGCUCAGUAUUAGACUGGAAAUAGCUGUCUCAUAUUUAAACAUACAGGUGGAUUUUGUCAAAGCAAUCAAGGCAAUUUAUGAGAACUAAAAAUGAAAAUAAAAAGGAUGCAAGAUAAA